This is a messenger RNA of Miscanthus lutarioriparius, 363 nucleotides long. NCBI's taxonomy places the organism in Eukaryota, Viridiplantae, Streptophyta, Magnoliopsida, Poales, Poaceae. The record is from the annotation of a GenBank genome assembly.
AUGGCGUCCUCCAAGCAAGUGCUUCUCCUGGCCGCGGUCGCCGCCGUCGCGUGCCUCGCGUCGCUGGCCUCCGCCACGCAGUGGGUGGUCGGGGACGAAUGCGGCUGGAGGGCCAAGUUCAACCAGACCGGCUGGGCCGACGGCAAGACGUUCGUGGUCGGCGACACCCUGCUGUUCAAGUACCCCAAGGGGAAACACACGGUGGUCCAGGUCGGCGAGGAAGACUUCGCUACGUGCAACCAUGACGACGACGACAACCAGCUCGGGGCCUCGUGCUCCGGCCACGACGUCGUGCGGCUCGACAAGCCCGGCAAGAUGUGGUUCAUCUGCACCAAGCGCAACCACUGCCUCAAGGGGGCAUGA